Molecule: messenger RNA, 1557 nt
Organism: Balaenoptera ricei (Rice's whale)
Lineage: Eukaryota; Metazoa; Chordata; Mammalia; Artiodactyla; Balaenopteridae
Gene: MAPK8
Product: mitogen-activated protein kinase 8
Exons: 11
Coding region: 534-1496 (320 amino acids)
Biological process (GO): JNK cascade; protein phosphorylation
Cellular component (GO): cytoplasm; nucleus
Molecular function (GO): JUN kinase activity; ATP binding
Source: RefSeq, a predicted model, not a curated record
AUUUCAGAAUCAAACUCAUGCUAAGCGUGCUUACAGAGAGCUAGUUCUUAUGAAAUGUGUAAAUCACAAAAAUAAUUCAGCUACCAUGUAUAUAUAAAUAAACUUAUUUUAUUAACCAGAAAAAAAAAAAAGGCAUAGAGAUAAAGAUUACAGUCAGUCAGUGAUCGGGAAGAAGUUGCGUCAGCCAUUCUUGUUCUAGAUGGGAGCCAAGUAUGUUGCUUGUCAAGAUUUUGCUGGUGGCCUCCUGCCCUGGAAUAGAACUGCUCGUACCCCUUGGAGCCUGUUUCGUGGCAAUGUCGUGGUGGCAUUACCUUGGUUUUGCAUUGGGGAGAGACGGCCAGUGACACCUACCUCCUGAGCCUGGGUGACUGCAAAGAAAGAUGGUUCUGUCAACUAAAUGGAGGGCAUGGAAAGCUUGUUUCACAUGAUUAACCCUUUAGUGGAGGUGGCACAGAUUCAUCCAGAUAAUUGGCCUUUUGAAUGUUUUUACACCACAGAAAUCCCUAGAAGAAUUUCAAGAUGUUUACAUAGUCAUGGAGCUCAUGGAUGCAAAUCUUUGUCAAGUGAUUCAGAUGGAACUAGAUCAUGAAAGAAUGUCCUACCUUCUCUAUCAGAUGCUGUGUGGAAUCAAGCACCUUCACUCUGCUGGAAUUAUUCAUCGGGACUUAAAGCCCAGUAAUAUAGUAGUAAAAUCAGACUGCACUUUGAAGAUUCUUGACUUUGGACUGGCCAGGACUGCAGGAACUAGUUUUAUGAUGACACCUUACGUAGUGACUCGCUACUACAGAGCACCUGAGGUCAUCCUAGGGAUGGGCUACAAAGAAAACGUUGACAUUUGGUCAGUUGGGUGCAUCAUGGGAGAAAUGAUCAAAGGUGGUGUUUUGUUCCCAGGUACUGAUCAUAUUGAUCAGUGGAAUAAAGUUAUUGAACAGCUUGGAACACCGUGUCCUGAAUUCAUGAAGAAACUACAACCAACAGUAAGGACUUAUGUUGAAAACAGACCUAAAUAUGCUGGAUAUAGCUUUGAGAAACUCUUCCCUGAUGUACUUUUCCCAGCUGACUCGGAACACAACAAACUUAAAGCCAGUCAGGCAAGGGAUUUGUUAUCCAAAAUGCUGGUAAUUGAUGCAUCUAAAAGGAUUUCUGUAGAUGAAGCUCUCCAGCACCCGUAUAUCAACGUCUGGUAUGAUCCUUCUGAAGCAGAAGCUCCACCACCAAAGAUACCUGACAAGCAGUUAGAUGAAAGGGAACACACAAUAGAAGAGUGGAAAGAAUUGAUAUACAAAGAAGUUAUGGACUUGGAGGAGAGAACCAAGAAUGGAGUUAUACGGGGGCAACCCUCUCCUUUAGGUGCAGCAGUGAUCAAUGGCUCUCAGCAUCCAUCGUCAUCAUCGUCUGUCAAUGAUGUGUCUUCAAUGUCAACAGAUCCGACUUUGGCCUCGGAUACAGACAGCAGUCUAGAAGCAUCAGCUGGACCUCUGGGCUGCUGUAGAUGACUACUUGGGCCUUGUGGGGGUGGGAGGGAUAUGGGGAGUUGUUUAGUCAUUGAUAGAACUA